GGCGCGGUAACAACACCACGCGAAUUUGAGGGAGAUGGGAAGAAAUGAGGUCUGAUAAGGACCAAAUGACCGCGGGUAAGGAGAAAAACAUCGUCGAGAUACAACUGAAAGACGUCGCAAGGGAGCAGGAAAACGUUCCCGCCAGCGUUAAGCAGAAAGAAGAGAAGAAGGAGGUUUUCACGAAGGUGGUUAUUCGAAGGCUUCCACCUAGCCUGUCAAAGGAACAACUGGAAGAGCAUCUCAGCCCUCUUCCAUCUUAUGACUAUUUUGAGUUUUUUCCAGCAGAUCAAAGUCUCUAUCCCCACCUGUUCUCCCGAGCUUAUAUCAACUUCAAAAGCACAGAAGAUAUCCUGCUGUUCAGGGAUCGAUUUGACGGCUAUGUCUUCAUUGACAACAAGGGUCAAGAGUAUCCUGCUGUGGUAGAGUUUGCCCCAUUUCAGAAAAUUUCCAAAAAGAAGCUUAAGAAGAAAGAUGCCAAAGUUGGAAGCAUUGAAGAAGACCCAGAAUACAAGCGAUUCUUGGAGAACUACUCCUGUGAUGAAGAGAAGUCCAUGGCCAACCCUGAGACACUUCUUGGGGAGAUAGAAGCUAAGACCAGAGAGCUCAUUGCCAAACGAACAACACCUCUCCUGGAGUACAUCAAAAAUAAGAAAAUUGAAAAACAGAGGAUAAGAGAGGAGAAGAGAGAAGAGAGGAAGAGAAGGGAGCUUGAGAAGAAAAGGCAACGGGAGGAAGAGAAAAGGAAGCGACGAGAGGAAGAGAGGCGCAAGCGAAAAGAGGCAGAGAAGCAGAAGAAACUCUCUGAUAAAGACAUUAAAAUAAAGCUCCUAAAGAAGAGUGACAGAGAUGAUGACGCUGACUCAGACCGCAUGAAGGAAAAAAGUGACCCUUGUGAUGUAGUUGGGGGUAAAUGGGAGAAAGCCGGAGGACAGAUGAAGUCAAAAGACCCAAAAGAAAAUAACACGUGCUUUGGUAUGCAUUUGACCAGCAGAGGUCAGCCUGAGAGCGACAAAGAGCAGCGAGAGCAGCACAGCCGCAGGCAGAGAGACAAGGAUCACCGCGGUAAGGAUGAAGAGAGAAAACGACAGCGACACCACUACGAGUUUGACAAGUUCAUGCGGCGGAAAGAUGAGACCAAAUGGGGGAAGGGCUACUGCCAGGACCGAGCCAAGAAAGAGGGCCAUCACCAUGGCUAUUCUUACUGUCCUGACAGUGGAGAUAAAAUGGGAAAGGAGGACAGGGAGGACCUGAGCAAUAGAAAGGAACGCCUCCGAAACAAGGUGAGCGAGAAGGACCGUCCUGCCAUGCAGCUUUACCAGCCAGGGGCACGCAACAGGAAGCGCAUGACUUCAGCUAAUAAAGGCUUUGACUGCCUCCACGUUGGGCAUUCGCCCGAGUGCAGGACAGAGCACUGUUAUGAGGUUGUGGCAAUGACAGCGGGGAUGGAGAGGGGGUUUGAGAAAAGCAAAGAUGAGUCGUGAGUAGUCUGGAUCUUAAGAGGAAAGUAAUGAUGCAUUAGAAAAAUUGUAUUUUAUUUUUUCAGAGCAAGCAGAUAGAAGCUACCCUCACCGGUUGACUAGUUUCUUAGUUCCUGUUUGUAGGCUGGUAAUGAAAUUCUAUCUGUUUAACCUUCUUCCUGCUUGCCAGCGUUCAGCAUCAUCAGCUUUUUGGAUAUUCUGCUGCCAGUCUUUGUGGUAAACAAGUAUCUCAAUUCAAAGAUCCAGGAACAGUUUUCUUGCACCUUGCCUUCUGCAUGAAACCCCUCGCCCACAUUUAGCAUAUUUUGCUGUUGUCUUUAGACAUCUUAUAUAUUUUUAUUAAUAUGAAUAAAUUGUUGGUAAAACUGAUACACAACAGGUCUUUUAAAAGUUAGGGCAGAAAGAAAAGUAUUUCACUGUAUGUGCAGGUAACCAGCAGACUAAGAAUCGAUUAGGAAAUCAAAGUUUCAUUGUACAUUUUAUUUAUUUUUUUGUAAUACUGUGUACACAUUGACCUACAGCGCCACCAGAAAGUAUAUGCAUCCUGUUAUGUUUAUCCACAUUUUCUCACAUUAUAGAUAUCUUUAAAACUGAUUUGAGUGUUGUUUAUAGUUAGUUUAGCUGGAGUAUAGUUUUCCAAAAAACAAAAACAAAC
Fundulus heteroclitus (mummichog) is the source of this 2133-nucleotide messenger RNA. It is a transcript of the gene upf3a, whose product is annotated as UPF3A regulator of nonsense mediated mRNA decay. The record is from RefSeq and is a predicted model, not a curated record. The transcript is spliced from 10 exons. The coding region runs from base 45 to 1481 and encodes 478 amino acids. Gene Ontology annotation, cellular component: nucleolus; cytoplasm. Gene Ontology annotation, biological process: positive regulation of translation; nuclear-transcribed mRNA catabolic process, nonsense-mediated decay. Gene Ontology annotation, molecular function: telomeric repeat DNA binding. NCBI's taxonomy places the organism in Eukaryota, Metazoa, Chordata, Actinopteri, Cyprinodontiformes, Fundulidae.